Miscanthus lutarioriparius is the source of this 1431-nucleotide messenger RNA. Lineage: Eukaryota; Viridiplantae; Streptophyta; Magnoliopsida; Poales; Poaceae. The record is from the annotation of a GenBank genome assembly.
AUGGAAGUCCUGAUGGUGUGUCUGGUUCUUCGCAGAAGAUGGCAAUUUCUUCUUUGGGCUAGCGACCGCGCUGGCGCAUGUCGAGGACAGGGGACGGAGGCGCUCAGUUGGCUUCUAGGUCGAGGGGACGAAAAGGCUGGCGAUGGAGAGAAGAGGAAGCCUCUUAAGGUUGCCAUGGAGGCGAUGCUCAGGGGGUUUGAAAUGUUUGUCGAGGGUGGUGAAUCUGGUUCUGGCGAUAAUUGCAGCCACAACGUCGCAGCUUGGCACAAUGUUCCUUGCCCGCAAGAAAGGCUUAAAUUUUGGUCUGAUCCCGAUACUGAGUUGAAACUUGCUAAGGAAACUGGGAUCAGUGUUUUCCGCCUGGGGAUUGAUUGGACAAGGGUAAUGCCUAAGGAACCAACUGAAGAGUUGAAGAGUUCAGUCAAUUUCGCAGCACUUGAGCGGUAUAGAUGGAUCAUUCAAAGGCUUCAUGAAUAUGGAAUGAAAGUGAUGCUUACGCUAUUUCACCACUCACUUCCACCUUGGGCUGGAGAGUAUGGGGGGUGGAGGAUGGAAAAAACCGUGAAGUACUUUAUGGAUUUUGUGCGGCUUGUUGUUGAUCGUGUAUCUGAUUUGGUGGACUACUGGGUGGUUUUUAAUGAACCUCAUGUGUUUGUAAUGCUGACCUAUUGUGCUGGUGCUUGGCCUGGUGGAGACCCUAAUGCAAUUGAAGUAGCAACAUCUGCUUUACCGACUGGUGUAUAUAACCAAGCAUUACAUUGGAUGGCCAUUGCACAUGCAGAAGCCUAUGACUACAUACAUUCAGAAAGUGCGUUAAAAAAAAACAUACAUUCAGAAAGCAAAAGUAAAAGGAAGCCAAUCGUUGGUGUCGCUCAUCAUGUAUCGUUUACACGGCCCUAUGGUCUAUUUGAUGUUGCUGCUGUCACACUGGCUAAUUCAUUGACCCUUUUCCCUUACAUUGAUAGCAUAUGUGAUAAAUUGGAUUUUAUUGGCAUCAACUACUAUGGGCAGUUUAAUGAACGAUACAAGAGCUUGAAUAUACCUUUUAUAAUUACUGAAAAUGGAGUUUCUGACGAGACUGAUCUGAUUCGGAAACCAUAUAUUCUGGAGCACCUGUUAGCCAUUUAUGCUGCAAUCAUUAUGGGUGUGCCUGUGCUUGGUUAUCUAUUCUGGACGAUGUCAGAUAAUUGGGAAUGGGCAGAUGGCUAUGGUCCCAAGUUUGGGCUUGUAGCUGUUGGUCGUGCUAAUAACCUAGCACGGAAACCUAGGCCUUCAUACUAUUUAUUCUCCAAGGUUGUUAGAACUGGGAAAAUUACAAGACAGGACAGGCUGGGUGCUUGGAGGGAGCUGCAACAAGCAGCAUUUCAGAAGAAAACACGCCCAUUUUUCAGGGCUGUAGAUAAACAUGGUCGGAUGUAUGCAGGUAAGUAG